Molecule: messenger RNA, 924 nt
Organism: Penicillium crustosum
Lineage: Eukaryota; Fungi; Ascomycota; Eurotiomycetes; Eurotiales; Aspergillaceae
Exons: 1
Coding region: 1-924 (307 amino acids)
Source: RefSeq, a predicted model, not a curated record
AUGGCGGACGAAACCAACCUUUCUUCUUCUUCUUCCGGCGAGGACUCUGCCUCUGAGACUUGCAACAGCCCUGGCAAUGGUGCACCUAAUUCCCCACAGACUGCCAACAACCCGUUUGGUUCUGGCAUGGCUAGCGGCGCCCAGGUUGCCACUAACCCGUUCGGUUCUGGCAGCACUCAGCCCAUCGCCAACCCAUCAUUGGGCUCUGGCCUGAACAACCCUUUCGGUCCUGGCGCGGGUAACACGCCCCAGGCCGCCAACAACCCGUUCCGUUCUGCUUUGGCCAAUGGUACCCAGAACGUUGCCAACCCUUUCGGUCGUGGUGCAGGUAACAUCCCCCACGCCAUCAACAACCCUUUCGGUUCUGGAGUGAACAGUACCACCCAGACCUCCUCCAACCCUUUCCAUCCUGGCUGGGCCUAUCACCCCCAGACCAAUAAUCCUUUUACUUCUGGUAUGACCAAUGGCACCCAGAACAACAACCCUUUCGUCUCUGGCUGGGGCAUGCCCUCCCAGACCAACAAUCCUUUCGGCGCCGGUGUGGGCAAUGCAGCCCAAAACACCUAUAACCCUUUCCGUGCUGCCGCCGGCGUUGACGCGCCGCUGACCCCCAAUGGGGGAUUGACCAAUGGCCAUGGCGACGGCCACGAAUGGCGGGCUCCCCGCCCAACCGACUUCAACCCCCUCUACCGCCCAUCCGAUGACGAGACCGACGGGGAGGACGAGGAGGAUGAUGAAGAGGAUGAACAUGAGGACCUCGACAACCUCUCCGAUGGGGAGGAGGGGGAGGACGAAGCCCCCAACGGGCCCAUCUCGCCCUUGGAGGCCGCGUUGGACGCCAUCUUGGCAGAGGGUGACGAGGAGGAGGAUGACGCUGACGACUCCAGCGACGGCUAUGAGGACACCUACCUGGACGAGGCGUAG